UCUUGCCUAUCAUCGUAAAAAUAUGAUACUUUGAUUUUUCACAGUGGAUUUUUUAUUUCAAGCUUUUGUUUGAUGUGAGUCACUUGGAUCUCUCCAUAUUUGUGAUAAAAUGAUAACGACAUUUGUGACACGCGUUUAUCAGGAAAAUGUUUACUUUUUUGUAAUCUAGGUGUCUUGUUUUAGUGUGAAAUAAACAUAACAAGAUCAUCUUUGAACAUUGGUCAGCUUGACUCGAUGUUAUCAGUUUUGACAUUAUUUUUGGAUUCGGUGGGGACAAGUUCACAAGGACGUUGACGUUAACAAGUUUCCGCAAUGGAUAGCUGUUUCGGGUUUCACCGUGAGAGUACAUCAGUUUAACUUUUUAACUAGAUUUGAUUGUAAUCAAGAUAACAUUUGAUUUUGGCUAUUCGCUUCAAGUAACGUCAAGAGAUAAAAUUUCGUAAAUUAUAUGCUUGAAACUCGUAAAGGCUGAGCCUUGGACUUUUCCUUUCGGACAGUGAAGUUGAGUUUUGAAGAGUUUUAUCGAAAAACACUUGAUAUAUGCAAUAAGUGUUUAGUCAGUACUUAAAGAGUUUCUUGUAGCAUUUAGUGUAUUAUAUUAAAACUUGCAGAAAAAAGCAGUUUUAAUUUUUAAACUUUUCAUAUAAUUGACUAGCCUUGUAAUUUUUGGUCAACAGCUAAACAAUAAUGUAUGAUACAUAGGUGUGUAAUAAAUCAUGGGAUUUACUUGAAUGAUUGAGCUAUUUAGUUUAAAUUUAAAUUUUCGUGCACGGUUGUUGAUUUGUAAGACAAUUCAAAGAUAUUUUCUGACAUGUAUAAUAAAUUGUUGAUAGGUAAAACUUCUAAAUUAGUAGUACCUGUGUGAAAUUUAAUGUACCGUAAGUUUGGAAAAUACUCGUAAUCCGUUUCAUACGUAAAGUCAAGUGGAACAUCUAAUUUUAUAGGAAAAUGUUUAGCGUGAGCACUUUCAUUCGUUAAUAACCAUCUUUUCUGAAUGAUAAAGCAAGCAUAAUUGACAAGGAUUAUCUGAGGUACAUAUGCUACGGGAAGUCUAAAGAUUUGCAUUGACAAUUUUGAAAAUCUUGACUUGAGAUUUAUAUAUCUUGAUAAAAUUUGACGAUAUUUCAUCUCAUGGAUAUUAGAGUAUAAAAUUUUCUUUUAUCGAAAUACAAAAGUGAUAAUUUUUUGACUUUAGAAUUUUAUGCUACCUUAAAAUGUGAUAUUUUUUGUGGAAUUUUAUGCCAUGUUGAAGUGUGAAAGAGGUGUAAAAAUGUUGGCGACUUGUGCUAUAUUUAAUUAGGUACUUGACGACUUGGAUUAAAGAAUUAAAGGAUUAACUAAAGUUGAAAUAACUUUCUAAUUGAUUAGAGAAAAAGAACAGUUAACAUUAAUGUCAACUUGACAAUUUGAAGAAAAACCGUCUUGUUUAUUCAGAUCUGUGUGAAAAAGCAUGAUUUUGCUGGAUUUGCCUGAAGGUGAAAAAACAGUGGGUUGUUUUUGUAGUGUUUUGUAUUGAAAAUGUACUUAUUUUGCAAAAUAAUCUCCACAGAUUUUGUACAAUAAGUGAGAUAGAAGAGUGCAGUUAUAAUGGAUGAACAUAGUAGAAUACCGGUUUAUAAAUCCACUCCUGUUUUGAGAGGUGUAGGAACAGGAUCUGUGCGGAGUUAUGAUCCUCGAGUCAUGGAUUUAUAUGAGGAUCCCGAAGAUGAUGAUUUUGGAUUUAAAUCAAUGCCAGAAUACGCUCUACAGAGGUUGUUUUCUCGUGAUGUUAAUUCGUUAACUUUGGACAGUUCUAUGAAUGAGCCAGAUUUGAGACGCCCUGUUCCACAGAUGAUAGUGACUCCGGAUUCGCCAGCGACGAUAAGAAAGAAACGGAGAGCUCCAGAUCCUCCGUCAGGCCUAGUUGCAGCUCGGCAAAAAUUUCCUUCAAGUGACGAUAUUGUUGAUAAAAAAUCGAAAGCAAGUCGAACAGGAAGUUCACCAGUUGGACGACCAUUGAGUAUGAGCCCAAAUCUGAAAGCUUCUAAUUUAUUGGACGAGUUACUGUAUAAAAUGAACACUCAGUCGCCUUCGCCGACUACCUCACCUAAGAUAAAUCGAACAAAAACGAUUUUGAAUAAGUUGCGUUCACCUAGAAUUACACAUAAGGGUUCAAGACGAAAACGUACAACCUCAAAGGAGGAGGAGGAGGCUGGGUUCAAGCCUUUGUCUCUUAGUAACAGUUCUUCUCUUGAUGAACCAGACGGAUUUACUCAGGAAACGUUAUUCUUCGUGAUUCUCCCAAUGGAUUUAAAUAAAGAUGCUGAGUUUGAGGUACAAAGAAUUCCUGAAUAUGACAAAUAUCUCAAUGAGCUUCUACAAGAGACAGAUCCUGGUCAUCCAGACUAUGAUCAUCUGAGUCGUGCAGCUGCUAAAGUCAGACAUAUGGUCAAGGAGAGGGAGGAUGAAUUGGGCAACAUGGACAAUCAGAAACGUAUGGAGCGUGUCCAGGACAAAUUCCCUUAUGAUGAUCUUCAGCUUCGUGACCUUGACCUGCAGAGAAGACAGUUGUCCGCCCGGAGAAAGUCUGCCCCAGGGGCAGUUCUCUUCAAAACCCUUGGAAAAACCAAAAGCUCGAAUAAUUUACUCCAACAACCAACCAUGGGCAAGAAGGAUAUGGAAUUUUUCCGUCCCUCGCGGACUAAUAACAACUUCAACAGACAGUACCUCAUGGAAGGCAUUGUUGAGUUCUCUCGGGGCAUGCAGACACAGGACCGAUAUCUUUUCCUCUUUAGCGAUCUUCUCCUUGUAGCUAAACAAAAGUCCAACACAACAUUCAAGCUUAAACAUCGUAUACGUGUGUGCGAGCUGUGGAUAGCAGAUUGCAUUGAUGAUGUCACAGAAAUAACACGGCCUACAGAAAGAUCAUUUGUGAUUGGUUGGCCUACAACAAAUUAUGUUGCCACAUUCAGAAGUCUGGAGCUGAAAGAAACAUGGCUCAACAAAUUCAGAGAGCAAGUUGAAGAAGAGCGUGCAAAGUUACGGCCGAAAACUCUGCAACUAGAUGUCCAUCAUAGAGAGAUUGAUAAGGCAUGUCAUGUAGAAGUUGAGAGUGUUACAGAUGUAUUGUCUAUCAUCAAGUCCUGUCUGGAACAGUUAAACAUAUCAGAGACGGAGGUGAAAGAGUACCAGUUGUGGGUGAGACUAGGACCAGAUGAAGCCCCCUACCCUCUCUGUGGCCAUGAGUUGCCAUAUGCGAUCAAAUUAAAUCAGAUUCGAGACUUUGGAAAGAGGACCGAAGACAACUUGACGGAACUGGAGAUUGAGCGUAUCAUUAAAGAGAUGCAAGCAAACAACAGAAAAUACGAGUUCUUUCUCAAACACAAAAAGUCACAGAAAAGACACAGUCUAGAUGAAACUUCUACAUCAAAACAGUCAAAAGGAAAGAGAAAGUCUCCGCUAAUCAACAUCUUCCGUAGAAAUCGCGAUGAUAAAAAGCCACAGGGGAAGCUGUUUGGCCACAAACUCGCUGAUGUUACGUCAGCAGAAAAUCUGAUUGCAAAGCCCGUCAAGGAGCUGUUGACGAUUCUGUUCCGAGAGGGACCGUACACAGUGGGCAUACUGAGAAAAUCGUGUAAUGCGAAGAUGUGUAAGGAAUUACGUCAGAAGCUUGAUGACGGAGAAGACUGUCUGACAAACGAAACAUGGCCGCCUCUCGUCAUCGGUGCCCUCAUUAAGGAUUACUUAAGAAAUAUACCCCAUAGUCUUCUGAUGGAGGAAUUGUUUGACGACUGGAUCACAGCUAACAGUUAUACUGAUCCAACAGAGAAAAAUAAUAAACUUAAAGACACAUUGAGUAAACUUCCCGACCCUCACUACGAUCUCUUGCGCCACCUAAUGUGUGUUCUUUACCAUAUUGAUAAGAAAUCAGAUGAGAACAAAAUGACAGCAUACAAUUUGUCAGUGUGUAUAGCACCGAGUCUUCUGUGGCCGAAGGGAAAUAAUGACCCGCUUGCGACUCCUCCUGCAUUGUUACAAUACAUGAUAGAGAAUUGUACUCAGGUGUUUGGCAUGGAUUCAAUUCUUCUGUUUGGUGAUUCAGUUGAGCAGAAACUACGCCAGGAUUCCAGCACAGACUCCGACAGUAUGCACAGUGUGCUCAGUUCACAUGGUAAUUUCCGCCGUGACGAUUCCUCAAUAGAUAGUCUAGACCGGGAGAUCUUAUACUCAGGGGAAAUGGAUCCUGGUUCUCAUGUAGCAAAAUCUCAUUUCUCGCCAUCCAAUCUCAGUGGAGAUUCGGGAUUAAUCAGCGAUUCUCAGUAUUAUGACGAGGAUGGCAACGGAAAUGAUAUAGUUCGCCCGUACAUGCGCAGUACUUCAUUUAUUCAUCCAGAUGCUUUACGGGAAGAAAUCGAUCGCACAAGUCAGAGUUUGGAUAGUCAAUACUUUUAUCAGUAUGAUCCACAAAAUCCUGUACCUCCACCUCGUAGGACGCGCAGGAAAGGUUCUGAUCAAAGUGGAAGUCCAAAUAUGGAAUAUGAUCGAAAACCCACGCGAUACACUUCUGAAUCAAACUUUCAUGUGCCAAAUAGGUACAACAGGCGUUAUAAUCAAAAUAUGGCUGAUAAGUUGAAGAGACGGUCUACUGAAUCUUUAAAAAGUGUCGAAGAAAGUUCAGAAGCGGACUCUGAAAUGAUCAUGCAGGGUUAUAGAAGACCUGAUAUAGGUACUUUAGUAAAAUCAGCAAGUGGUGCUCAUUUAUAUUUUGAAGAACCGAGUUUGAUGGAGUUUGACGAUAUUAAUACUGUAAAAAACCGUAGGCAUUUGUAUAAACAGUCAAGUGAAGGCACUAUGCCUAUGUCUCCACAAUCAAAAUACUCACUGAGUAGUUCUCGGGAUAGUGUACUAUCGGAUUCAUCUGGAUCUUUCCUGAACCGACAAAACAGUCCCGAUCCUCUUUCUUCUUCAGCGGAAACGCCAGAACAGGAGGAAUGUGGGAUGUCCGCAUGGUUAAAUCAGCAAACAAAACAUACAGCAUAUGCUGUUCAAAAACAGAGACAGAUAAGUCAUGAUGACAGUGAAAUAGGUAUGAAAAUUGACAGAAAACCUAUGAAUAAAAUGAAUUAUCUCGUUUCACCAAAAUCGUCUCCGAAAACAUCACCAAAGUUGAGAAGACGGUCACCGAUACCUCUCUGUAACAGGAGAUCAUUUCCAUUAAAUGCAGAAAUUUCUCCGAAAGGUUCUGGCUCAAACACAUCAAAAGAAGCAGAAGACAUUAUAAAAUCACCAAAAUUGUCAAUAACAUAUUGUUCACAGGACUCGUUAGAUAAACGUGAUUUCGAUACUCAGAAGGACAAAAAUCCUUCACCUCAUUUAGACGUUUACAAUAACAAUGCUCAAGUAGCAAUGAAACAGUUGAACAUCUAUUCAAAUGGUCUACAAGGAACGUCUCCACCUCCGCGUGUUGUGCUACAGGGUUUGAACUCACAGUCUCAAACCCAAAGACGUGAAAACACCCCAGUGAAAGGCAAUCACGGAAUUUUACCUCAAGCACGUAGAAACAGUUUCGAUACAGCACAGUUCAUUGAACACAAGAAAUAUCCUAUGGAGGAAAAUUCUGUUUCAAGUGAGGAUCAAGAUGACUCUGAUUCGGAGUGUGAAAUGACAACACGUGUGAUGACAAUGGUUAAUAUCCCAAUGUCGUUUAACAUUCCUCAGAAGCUUCUUACUGAUAACAAAAGUUCUAGUUCCGAUUCGUUAUCUAGAAGUUCCAGUCAUUCUGAGGACCUUGGUGUUCAUCGACCAGAAAAUCCACCAGAUUACGAUGAAGCUGUGCAACGUAGCAAUCUCCUUAAACAAGGACUGUCGCCAGAAGAAUAUGAUGUGGAAACGGUAAAACAGGCUAGUUUGAAAGCCAAGCAACUGUAUGAACAAUCAAUGAAACAGUAUCAAGAACAAGCUGUUAGAUAUUCAUUACCCUCGCAAAAAUUUGAGAAAACAUUGGAUGUUCAUGAAGAACAAUUAAGCGAAGAAACUGGAUCUAUUACUGACUCUAGUGAAGACGAACAGCCCGAGUACAAUCCUCGUAAACUUUACGAGGAAUCUCUGAAACGUUACUUGGAGGAACAAUCAAGCAGAUCUCCUUUGGUAAAAAUGUCGUCUGCUGACAGGGAUAUUUCGAUUUCGAAUAACAAAGGAGGUAGGCUUGGUGUGAACCAUUUAUUAUCGCCACAUGGUUCGAGUCUACAUAGAAGUAGUAGUGACAUUGGUGAUAUACAGAGAAGAAGCCCAAGAAUACAUAGUCGGGAAACAACCCCGACAAGGAGGCCAGAACAGCCUCCACCUUAUAACAACCCACCCCCUUAUCAUAGUGAACGCACAGAAUCUAGUCCCAGUAGUGCAAGAAGACACUUGUUCCCAAAAGCAGGGGAACCAAUGAACAAAUCUCCUACGCAAAAAUAUGUGAACACAUCUCCAAAAAAUGUGCCUGGAAUUUCAUCAGAAAGUAGCUCUAAAGUUGAAAGCUCAAAGGAAAAUGCUCAGACUGCUUCUGUUCCAAAGCGUAGAGACAAUAUUCCCGUGUCGAAUAGAGCAAGAACUUUAACAACCACAGCUCAAAGUCCAGAAAGAAGUAGUACAAAAUCUAAUAAUCGUAACAGUAGAAUUACGGAUUAUUCAAUUCAUAGUGCUCAAAGUGAAAUUGGACGGUAUCAGUCGCCAGUUACAAACAUUAGAAGUAGAGACUCGUCAGCUAAUUCUCGUUCAUCAAAAUCAAACACUCCGGUUUCAAACAUUGAUCACUCUCAGUCGAACAAUGUGUUCAGAUCACGUGCUUCAUCUUUAGAACCAAAACAACCUCAAGCAAACCUUGCCCAUCCAAGAACGUCAUCUCAAGGAGCCAUUUCUUACAGAAAUCCGAAAAUAUCAUCAAGAGAAACAGAAGCGGCGAAACCUCGACCAUCAUCAACUAUAGAACCAUCUUGCCAUACCUCACUAGACACUGCAGUAAACAGACACUCUGUAGCUGUUCAGAAAGAGCUCCCAUGGAGUGUGAAAAGACUAAGUAAUAUUUUCGAUCCCACGGCACCAGAUAGUAAUAAUUCAGUUACCUCGCAAUCUCAUUCCUCAUCGCCAGUGCCUAACUUACCAUCAAAAUCAUCACGUGCUCCACCAACUUACACUCCGCCACCAACGUUCCAGCGCUAUAGUGACAAUACUCGUUCCAGCACUUCCAGUAACAGCAGUGUGGGAAGUUCGAGUCGAAACAAACCAGAGACAAAAUCGUUCAAUAAAUAUGGCCCACAGGCUAGAGACUCCUUUAGUUCGACUGAUGAGUCUGACUGUUCGUGCCGAUAUUCUUUCAGCUGUCGGAGAGACAAUAAUAGUCUUGAAGAACUUACGGACAUCAGUUUUACUGAUAUUACCUAUGUUUAAGCAAUAAGUAGUACUGUUCGAAUAAACAAAAUUGUGUUCAUAUAUUCUCCAAGUACAUACUGCCCUGAUUAUGAUUUUUAAGCAAUAGUCAUUUAAACAAAACAAAAACAAUAAUCUGAUAAAGAAUUUAAUCCUACAGUGCACCAUGUGGAAAGUAAAUUUUCUGUUUAUAUUGCAUUAAUUGUGAUUUUUAUGUAAUUCACAGUGAUAAAAGAUUUUGCAAGAAAAUAUAUCUCUGUUUAACCCCUUUUUUGGUGUUGAAAAUCUUUAUCGCUUUGCAAUAGUGUUUAAGAAUCAGGAUGGGAAAAAAUGGCAAAGAUUUGUCGGUCUUUAUAUUUUUCGAAGAUAAACUGCCGUCUCUUCUUUUGAACAAGCUGGUAUUCUGUAUGAACAAAAUACUCGAAAUAAUGAAACCAUAUUACCUCUUUGCAUAUGUGUUUAGAUUUUUUGGCUCAUUUUAAAUGUGUGGCAGACAAUCAACACAAGAUGAAGUUCACUUUAGGUAUUAGACCCCAAAUAAACUUUGGCAAAAGUUGCAUAAUAUUUUCUUGUUCUGCAACCUUUUUGGCUGUCAGUGACAUUGGCUGUAAUUUCUUAUCUUUUAAGAUACCAGUUUUAAUAUAAUUCGAAGUGUUUGAUAAAAUAUCAAACUAUAAACACACAUAAUUUGCUAAUGUCUGUUUUGGUCUAUAAUGUCCUAAAGAUUUGGACUAAAUACUUGUCUAAGGUUUUUAUUUUGUAAACUUUCUAGUAUAUGUAGAAAGUAUGGAAUGAAAUCGUUUUGAUUAAGAAAAAAAAUGUGCUUCCAGAAUGCUUAAGAACGAAAUGUGUUCAUUUCUGUAGAAAAAAAAAAGAAAACUUGUGUGCAAGGUAUCUGAAAAUAAGAGGAGCCCUUUUAUGUUGUUUUAGCAGAAUAUGAUUGUAAAAUACAUGUAUGUAAAUUGUAUCAUAUGAAAAAAAAAGUGUCUGUGAUAAUACUGAGUUAUACAUGAAAAUGUAUGUGUUAUGUUAUAAUAUGUUUGUAUUAUAUGUGUAUAUGUGUUUUUUUUGUGAUACGAAAGCUUCUCUUGAUAAAAACUUGUGUUAGGAAAAUAAGAUUCAGAGAAAAGAAAAAACUGUUAAAAUUUUGUAAAAUUGAGUUUACGCACAGCAAUAUCCAAAUAUCAGUAUAAUGUAUACAAGUAUAUUUUUGUCUAAAACAGGUAAAUUGUAUUUUGUAUGCAUAAUUUCCAGUAACCUAUAGCUUAACUGGGGUCAUAAUGUAUCCACCAGUAAAAAAUGAGGCUUUUUUAAAAGAAAUAAAUGAAUAAAAAAUCACCAUAUGAUAUUUUAGAAAUUUAUACUUUUAAUAUGUUUUAUGCUUUUAUAAACUGUUUAAAAUCAACCGAUAUUUGUAUCUCAGGUUGUUUGUAUAUAUAAAAGUUGAUUAAAAUGUACACAUAUAUUUAUGAAAAAAAAUUAUCAUAUUAUGAUAAUAACAUAGUGCUUAUUUCAUUAUAAAGUUAAAUUAAAAAAACAUGUUCUAUAA
Messenger RNA from Mercenaria mercenaria, 8941 nucleotides. RefSeq lists its product as uncharacterized. NCBI's taxonomy places the organism in Eukaryota, Metazoa, Mollusca, Bivalvia, Venerida, Veneridae. Gene Ontology annotation, molecular function: guanyl-nucleotide exchange factor activity; GTPase activator activity. The record is from RefSeq and is a predicted model, not a curated record. Gene Ontology annotation, biological process: signal transduction. The transcript has 14 exons. Bases 1588 to 7413 code for a protein of 1941 amino acids.